Molecule: messenger RNA, 634 nt
Organism: Aphanomyces astaci
Lineage: Eukaryota; Oomycota; Saprolegniomycetes; Saprolegniales; Verrucalvaceae
Exons: 1
Coding region: 268-612 (114 amino acids)
Source: RefSeq, a predicted model, not a curated record
CGCCGAGCGCAUCAUGCGAUGAUCGCUGGAGCAAAUGAAGGUGGACACUGACGAGAAGCAUGGGCUACGGACUGUACACUCUUCUCACGCAUUCAAACACUAAUUACAAGCAGUUCUACAUUACAUCUUGGAGACUCGUUGACCACCGUCGAUUGUGUGGCCCGUGUCGAUCCAGAGAUGCAUGCGAUGUUCCCACAAGGAAGUGAGGACGACGCGGGGUGAUGGGUGGAUGUUGGGAAGGCAAGGCGGUAGGUAUUACAUGCCUGGAUGGGUGUACUGUAUGGCGCCAGUCGCUUCAUGAGUAAAGCGCACGCGCUGUUUCGAGGGAGAGAACCGAGCUGUCCAUCCUGGCGGCAAGCAGCACUCGUUCACAUCGAAUCCAAGUGUCAUGCGCUGCAUGUUGUGUGUGAUGGGGUCGGUCUCGAACACAUAGGCCGGACCUCGAUGGACUGGCGAGUAGAUGCCGUUGUAACGCGGCGAGUCAUCGGUUCCAGGGUUGUUGUCACCCAAGGGAAGACUGACAUGCUUGAUGGAGAUGUCCAGUACUUGGAGCAGGUCAUUGUUGUCGAACGGUGCCGCCAUGAUGGCUUGAGUGCCGUGGUAGGAGAAUAAUGGCGAUAACGUUAGAUCCAAA